Molecule: messenger RNA, 673 nt
Organism: Melampsora larici-populina 98AG31
Lineage: Eukaryota; Fungi; Basidiomycota; Pucciniomycetes; Pucciniales; Melampsoraceae
Exons: 3
Coding region: 356-526 (56 amino acids)
Source: RefSeq, a predicted model, not a curated record
UUUGAUGGCUUCUUCAGAAAUACAUUGGCAAUUUCGGGGGUGACCCAUCCAAGAUUACUCUAGCUGGCCAAUCAGGUAUUUCGACGUCACUUCCUCUGUUCCUUCCCGGACAGACGCUUCUCUUGGGAGUCAUUGCGAAACUUGGAUCAUAGCUCAAGCAAUCGAUGUGUUGACGUUAUUACAGCCGGUGCAAUCUCUGUCUCGCACCACGUUAUGGACGUUUUCUUUCAAAGUGGAACUGCAAAUCCCGGUCCCAGUAAGUCAUUUGCCUGUACAAGUAGCAGAUUCGUUGCCACACACAAGUUGAAACUAGUACACAGAUUCAGCUGCGGGCGGACAGAAGGAGUUUGACGAGAUGGUGAAGGCGACUGGAUGUAGUCGUCAAAAGGAUCUGCUACAGUGCCUGAGGGACCUUGACUUUGACACCUUCUUGUACGUUAGUAUCAACCCUAUCCUCAAGAGGCAAGUUCUUGACAAGAGGCUGAUUCUGAGCUUUGAGCUAAACAUAGUCGUGGAGUUUCUUUGAUCGAGGGGCCACUUGGGAUGCAAGAAGCUCCAUUCCGAUGGAUCCCUCGCAUCGACGGAGAUUUUGUGACAGACACUUAUAUUGAAUAUUUCGACGAUUGAAAUCAUUCCACAAAAGUUGCCAAGAUUCCAAUGAUAACAGGUGAUC